UUUGAAUAGUAUGUAUAACUAAGGGGCAAUUCAUACCAAACCCAAAUACUAGAGGGGGCAAAUAUGAAACAAAAUCAUCCGCAUAAAACUGAAAUGCGAAAAGAAGGCUAAAAUCAGAGAGGAAAUACAGAUUUCAGUGGCAAUCUCAGAUUUCCAGCCGCCGGAAGUUUCACUUCACUGCUGUAAUUUUGAUUCGUCACCGUCGGCAGAAUUGUAAUCGGUAAAUAAUCAGAAGGAGAUAUGGAAGACGUGCUAACAGAAUUACCACCUCCUUCACGGUUCUUCUUGGAAGAUCUCAAUAACUUCACUCCGCCCACACCUCCCCUACCAUCUCCCUUCCUGUUGCUCUCUAAUCCAAAUUCCAAAACUCCACUUCGACCCUCUCUCCUCAUCAUUGCCCUUUCUACCCCAUCUCUAUACUUACUCCACCAUUUGUCCUCAAAAACACUCACCGGAACUCUUGUUCUACCCGAGAUAUCAUCCUCAGGAAACUCUGUUGAGCCUUCUCUUAAAGACAAAUCUUGUAACCUGUAUGCCAUCACUCAUGCUAAUGAAUCCAUUAUUCUUGCCAACUUCCAAUACUCAGUUCCUUCAGAGAGAACUCAUGCAAUUGCCAAAACCCUCAUCGGUCAACAGAUCAUUCCGGAGAGGGUUUUGAUUUUUGAUUGUAUUCAAAGCCGUAACUUCCGUGGCAGGCUGUCAACAGAUGAUACAUUUGCACUGAAGCUGGAAACAGCAGUAGAAAGAAAAGGGGUUCCACUGUUGAAAAGUUUGAACUACUUUCCGUCAGGAAGUGUGAUAGAAGGGUUGGGCGCUGCUCUCUUGGGUCGAUGCCAGAUGAAGAAUAUAAAAGGAAGUCUGUGUGUAUCAUGGCCAGAGUUGGGUGGUUCAGUAACGUCAACGCUUAAAAGUGUACUGCUUAAAGAUGUAUUGCCGGGCUUGGAACUCAAAAUUGAUGCUAACGGUGAAGACGAAGGGUUGAGGUUUGGUCAUAAGCAUCAUUACAUAGAUUCUGACUUGUAUACUUGAGUUGUUGAUUUUGGCUCCUUUUUGCUUGCUGUAGAAACCAAAUACAUUCGUCUCUUUUGUCUUGUAAUAUCUGUACUAUUUAAGGAGUUAUUAUAGCUUUUGUUUCUCUCUGAAA
Cynara cardunculus var. scolymus (artichoke) is the source of this 1144-nucleotide messenger RNA. RefSeq lists its product as uncharacterized. The record is from RefSeq and is a predicted model, not a curated record. NCBI's taxonomy places the organism in Eukaryota, Viridiplantae, Streptophyta, Magnoliopsida, Asterales, Asteraceae. Bases 241 to 1029 code for a protein of 262 amino acids. The transcript is spliced from 2 exons.